UAUGGAUUUGUUCAUUACUUGGGAAAAUGAUGCUAAUCACCUCGUCGACGACAUCGAGUGGAUACAAAUUCAUGGCACGUGCUGGGCGUAUUCUCUUAGGCGGCACAUGAAUGCGGCAUGUAGAAUUGCGAACUUAAUUGAUGCAGAAUCCCUCUCUCUGGCCUACUUGGUCAACUACAUGAGAAUGACUUCAGGGCUUUCAGACACCUUGGGUCUUUCUUCCUUUGAUCCGGUUAGGCCCUUCCUGAUGUUGGAGGGUAUGGUCCUGGAUGAUGAUUAUCGAAUGUUGUUUGCUCAAUUUAUGAGGAUCCCGGAACUCCCACUUCCGAGGGGAAUUCGUCGUUUCGUAGUUACGGACAUGAUAAUUCAUUCUCUAGAUCACUAUCAUUCCCCUAUUACAGAGGGGAAUCCCAAACUACCCAUCGAUACUUUCGUUCAUAGCAAACCCCCCUCAAAAUGUAACUUAAGAUCUAUAUAUAUUAUUUGGUUUCGAGACAGUUCUGGGUUAAUCAACGGUGGCUUCAUGAAUGUUGAGAUGGGUAAAGGAAUCAUUGUCAAGUUUGUCGAGCUGAUUGGAGCAUAUGUCAUUAUGUGAUCGGUGCCGAAAUGAUCUAGGGCCUGCUAUGGCGAUGCCUCUAUCUCUACCCCCUAUUUAUAUAAAUGAUUUCUAUUACUUUACUUCGAUCCAUCUUUUGCUGUUUCAUAACUUAUCAACAUCUUUCGGUACGCGUUUAAUUGUUUCGGUAAUUGGAUAUUUGUAGUGAUGACC
Molecule: messenger RNA, 769 nt
Organism: Brassica napus (rape)
Lineage: Eukaryota; Viridiplantae; Streptophyta; Magnoliopsida; Brassicales; Brassicaceae
Exons: 3
Coding region: 2-595 (197 amino acids)
Source: RefSeq, a predicted model, not a curated record